Molecule: messenger RNA, 1314 nt
Organism: Arthroderma uncinatum
Lineage: Eukaryota; Fungi; Ascomycota; Eurotiomycetes; Onygenales; Arthrodermataceae
Exons: 2
Coding region: 1-1314 (437 amino acids)
Molecular function (GO): dioxygenase activity
Source: RefSeq, a predicted model, not a curated record
AUGCUACGCUGUCUCAGUUCCCGGACGGCGGCCAUGGUAUCUGAUUCACAAUGCCAGUUCUUGACCUGGGUCCGGAAGGCGUCAAGGUCGAAGAAACAUCACGAUCAACAUAAUACCGCCUUUCAGCUCAAGAAAGACUUCAAUCUCUCGUCCUCGUCUAUAUCGUCCGGCUACACGGACAGACCGCCGUCGCUGGACAGGCCUCAGCAUGGCUCUCCGGCCCGUCUCUCGCUCGCUAGUCUGCUAGCCGACGACCCUGCAGAGGCCAACCGUCUUCUGCUCGCAUGCCAGGACCUAGGUGGCUUCUACUUAGACCUCAGGUCGACUGAGCUGGGUGAGAGGGUCAUGGCUGAUGCAGACCGGCUCUUCCGUCUAGGAGGAGACAUCUUCGACCUGACCGAGCCCGAGAAGAGAGAGUACGAUAUGGCCAAGUUCGGUGGCUACUACGGAUACAAGGGCUACCGUAACCGCACCCUCGACACCAAGGAGUUCUACACCGUCUCCAAGGACGAUAUACUCGACCUUCCGUGUCCAUCAACCACCUGUCGGCCCCAGCCUCAACCCAUCAACUCCUCACGCCCGCUCAUAAAGACAUACAUCCAAAACUCCCACGCCAUCAUCUCGCUGGUCCUGUCACGGCUCACCUCCAUCCUGAACCUCCCUCGGGGCUCCUUGGAGAACAUCCACCGCCGUGACGCAAACAGCGGUGAUCAGAUCCGCUGGAUCAAGCUGCAGGCUAGCAAGGAAUCACGCCCACUCCCCGAGGACGACGUACUCCUGGACGAACACUCCGACUCCAACAGCGUCACCCUCCUCUUCAACCGGUCUGGCGGCCUACAAUUCCGGUCUCCCCAGCCCGAGCCCCCAUCCCACAGUGCCAUCAUCCCCAAGGAUAAUCCCAUCUCCUCCUCCUCCCCGGCCCUCAACACUACCGACUUCCCCCAGGGACCCUCUACAGUUACUGCUCGCUGGACACCUGCAAACCCUAUACCAGGCCACUGCAUAAUCCUGAUGGGCGAGCAGCUCGUCAAGCUUACCGAAGGCGCCGUCAGGGCCAACGUACAUCGCGUCUGUGCCUUGCCUGGCUUGCAAGGCACGAGCCCGCGGUACUCAUUGGUAUACUUUUCACGGCCAGAAGAUGACGUUAUUCUGAAACAACUUGCCGGGGUCCCCGUGGUUCCUAAACCGGUUACCACGCCGAAGGGUGUGCGUGAGCGGCAGAGUCAGUGUAAACGAAUUAGCAAGGUGUUUGAAGGGAAGGAGUGGAUGGGGUGGGCCAGGGCCGCCUCGCCUCGCCUCGAACAAAAGAGGUAG